UUAAAAGUCAUUGCGAAUAUUUUUCAAAAUUUCAAGCUCAAAAAAAUCAUUGCAAAGCGCUGCACUGCAUGCAACGCAACAAACCCACAGCAUACCGGCGCUAUCGCAGCAUUUUGAAUAGCCAAACAAUCGCCGCUGGCGUCCAAAAAAUCAGUUAGCUAAACGGUACAAGUUCGGGUACACGAACAAAACUUUGCGCGUUUCUUAUCAGUUUCCAAUACCGCGCUACGCACUCGUAUUUGCAUUGCGUAACAGCGUACGCUACUGAAGUUCGCUGAGGUCCACGUUCGCUGCCCAUGCGCGUAUCGCUAAUCGGGUCACGUUGCAUUUCCUUUUCAAGUCACUUGCGUCGGUACGAAUCGGUAUUGCUUUCUCCGGUGUUAGUUGCUCUCCUACGUCAAGCGUCCGUUAGCUAGCACUCAUAACGGAAUAUAGUAAAAAUAAUGGCAAAUCUUUUAAAUCGCGCACGUGAUAAUUUUUUUGGCAAUAACAACAACAACAAUAAUCAACAUAUACACGACGAGGGUGUCGUAAUGCCCGAAAUCGAUCACGAGAUGGACGAUGAUGACGUUGACGACCCGUUGACGUUGAGCGCACCGAAACGUUCCCUCAGCGCCACCAUGAGCGAUCAUGCGCUCAACACACUGAACGAGCUGCGACGCAACAAUUUAUUAUGUGAUGCCGUGGUUUCGGUGUCCGAUGCAUCCUUCAAUGUACAUCGCGCCAUUAUGAGCGCAUGCAGUUCGUAUUUUAGGGCACAGUUUACAGGCUUCAAUUCCACCAUAUCGCCAUCGAAGAGUGACGAGAAUCGUUCCGUACACAUACCGGGCAUGAGCGGUGCCAUUAUGGAGCAGCUAAUACAGUAUGCGUACCUGCGCAAGUGCACCAUCAAUGCGGAGAACGUGCAUGAAUUGCUCAUCUCGGCCGAUUAUGUGGGCAUGAUUGGAUUGGUGACGCUGUGUAAGCAGCAUCUAGCCGCGAUGUUGACGCCCGAGAAUUGUGUCAGCAUAAUGGGAUUCGCCAGAUUUCGCUUUCUCGACGACUUGUAUGCGAAAGCGCGAAAUUAUCUGCUGCGCUAUUUCAUUGAGGUUGCCGCUAAAAAUAAGGACAUACUCGAAAUGGGCUUAAAGGAUUUCUACGACAUUAUUAGCGACGAUGAGCUGAAUACACGCGAAGAGGACCACGUAUGGAAGCUGUGCAUCAAAUGGAUCGAUCACGACCCAGAAAAUCGUAAACAAUAUGUGGCGCAACUGAUGCAGGGCGUGCGCUUGGGUUUGAUGACACCAAAGUGUUUCAUGGACGAGGUGAAGGAGCAUCCGUAUGUACUGCAGUGUGACGAUGCGAAACCAUUGAUUGUGGAGACAUUUAAAUUUAUCUCUAAUUUAUAUGUGCCAUUUCGUAUGCCAUUUUCCAAAAAGCUCACCACACCACCGUUAGCCAUGCCAAGGCUGCCGCAUGAGGUCAUCUUCGCCAUUGGCGGCUGGAGUGGCGGCACAUCGAAGGGUUGCAUCGAAACAUAUGAUACGCGUGCCGAUCGUUGGGUCAAUAUACCGGCCGAAGAUCCAGCCGGACCGCGUGCUUAUCAUGGCACUGCCGUCAUUGGUUAUAAAAUCUAUUCGAUCGGUGGCUAUGAUGGUGUUGAAUAUUUCAAUACAUGUCGUGUCUUCGAUGCGGUGCGCAAGAAUUGGAAGGAGAUUGCACCAAUGCACUGCCGUCGCUGCUAUGUUAGCGUCGCUGAGCUUAACGGUCUCAUCUACGCAAUCGGCGGCUAUGAUGGUCAUAAUCGUUUGAAUACAGUCGAGCGUUAUAAUCCGAAAACGAAUCAGUGGACCGUUAUAACGCCUAUGAAUAUGCAACGAUCUGACGCAAGCGCAUGCACAUUAAAGGGAAAAAUUUAUGCAACGGGUGGCUUCAAUGGUCAAGAGUGUUUGGACAGUGCCGAAUACUAUGAUCCCGGCAACAAUAUCUGGACACGUAUACCGAAUAUGAAUCAUCGUCGCUCGGGCGUAUCUUGUGUAGCCUUUCGUGGACAACUUUAUGUGAUUGGCGGUUUUAAUGGCACAGCGCGUCUCUCUACAGGCGAACGUUAUGAUCCCGACACACAAACCUGGUCGUUCAUACGCGAAAUGAAUCAUUCGCGUAGUAAUUUCGGACUUGAAAUAAUAGAUGAUAUGAUUUUCGCCAUUGGCGGCUUCAAUGGCGUGUCCACAAUUUCACACACCGAAUGCUACGUUGCCGAGACGGACGAGUGGAUGGAAGCUACCGACAUGAAUGUGGUGCGCUCGGCGCUCACGGCCAACAAUGUAGCCGGCUUGCCGAAUAAACGUGAUUACAUACACAAGGAGCGUCAUCGUUUGAUGGAGGAGCGACGUCAACGGCUGCUGGCAAGCGCUAUGGCACGCGAUGCGGAGACCAUCUCUAUGUCGAAUGCCUCAGUGGAGGCGCAGGAUGCCGCUAUGGAUGAUUAUGAUAGUCCGAAUGAGGAUGACGAUGCCGACGAUGAAGAAGAUGCAGCUGGCAUAGUUAUUGCCGCAGCGGCAGCACUUGCACCAGUCAUUGAGGACCGUCACGAAGAUCUGCGUCCCGAUCCGAAUCGUCGCUUUCGCGUACAAUUGCGUUCGCAACGUUUCGGUUCACACCAUGAGAUACGACGACGCGCCUGAAAAGCCAGUUUAACAGGUUAAAAAGAGGGCUACCAAUGCCUGCAAAAUCAAACAAAAUUCUGGUAGCUACUUUAUGAAGUGGAUCAGCUGAUCUUCAAGAAGUGACAGUAAAAUUUAAAAUAUAUAGCAAAAAACAAAUUCUUUGUAAUAUAAAUGAAUAUGAAAGCAUGUCAAAACGGUACUUAACCAAAAACCAAAUACGAGUAUGUGAAGUAUGAAAGCUGAAUCCAUAUGACGAAUCAAGGCAAGAAACGGCACAUGGUUACGUAUAUACUGAUUUAAAAUCGAAAUAAAUUAUUGAGGAAAGGAACUUAUUCAAAUAGAUGACAAAAUUUCAGCGCUUGACAGUAGGGACAGCAACGGAUUGGAUGAUAUCGAAGUUACAAGUGGGUGAAUAAUUAUAGCAGACGAUGAACGAAUGCAUUCGUAUGACCGAACAAAGAGUGUAAGAAUUGCUCACGAGCAAAAACGAUGAUAUUUUUUAAAUACUAUUUUUUACAUCAUUUGGCAUUGAAUGUAAUGUUGACCAAAUUUUUACGCAAUUGUACAAAAUUAUAUUUAGUGAUAUUUAAAAAAAAUCAAAAUUAAUAAAAGUUUGGUAACUUAAACGACUA
Molecule: messenger RNA, 3277 nt
Organism: Bactrocera tryoni
Lineage: Eukaryota; Metazoa; Arthropoda; Insecta; Diptera; Tephritidae
Gene: klhl10
Product: kelch-like protein 10
Exons: 8
Coding region: 444-2663 (739 amino acids)
Molecular function (GO): protein binding
Source: RefSeq, a predicted model, not a curated record